AUGGCGGACUUAAAAACAGGAAAACCAUUCGGAACGGUAAUUGCAUGUUUAUAUACCAUUGAGUUUCAAAAGAGAGGUCUUCCCCAUGCACACAUCUUACUUUUCUUGGAGUCGUCAGGGAAAAACCCAUCAACAGAUCGUAUUGACAGAAUCAUCACAGCCGAGAUUCCAAAUCAAAGUAUCGAUCCAGAUGGGUUUAACGCAGUAACCAAAUUCAUGAUUCAUGGGCCAUGCGGAGAUCUCUAUCCAUCAUCCCCGUGUAUGUUACAGAGCAAAUGCUCUAAGCAUUUUCCCAAAAAAUUUGUCCCGCACACAAUAAUUGAUCAAGAUGGAUUUCCAAUAUACAGAAGAAGAGAUACAGGAGCUUUUGUGGAGAAGAAAACACAUAAGUUGGACAAUCGAUAUGUCGUACCUCAUAACAGAGAUCUGAUUGUUAAAUUCGAUGSUCAUAUCAAUGUUGAGCUUUGUAAUCAUUCAAGAGCCGUGAAGUACCUAUUCAAGUACAUACAUAAGGGUUCUGAUAGAGCUACUGCUACAGUUUAUUCAACAAACUCGAAUGAUGACCAUGAUGAAAUAAAGACAUAUUUAGAUUGCAGAUACAUUUCGGCUGCUGAAGCAUGUUGGCGUAUUUUCCAGUAUGAUAUUCAUUUCAGAUAUCCAGCAGUGGAGCGGUUACCUUUCCAUCUUCCAGAUGAACAACCAGUUGUUUUUAACGAAAAUGAUAACCCAGAGUCGGUAGUGGUCAAGCCUGGAGUAAGUAGAACAAAGUUCACAGAAUGGCUCGAAUCCAACAAAAGAAAUCCGGAUGCCAGAGAACUUAGUUACUCAGCAUUCCCAAAACACUGGGUCUGGAAUGCAAGAGAUAAAGCAUGGAGAAGACGUAAAAAGGGCAUAUCAAUUGGCAGAAUAUACUUCACUCAUCCGUCAUCCGGAGAAAGGUUUUACAUGCGCAUGCUUUUAAACUUUGUAAAAGGGUGCACUUCGUACGAACAUAUUCGAACAGUGAAUGGCAUCACAUAUCCUUCUUUCAAGGGAGCUUGCUAUACUCUUGGAUUGUUAGAUGAUGAUGAUGAAUGGGUUGAUUGCUUAACAGAGGAAGCAAAUUGGGCAACUGGUAACGAGUUGCGACAUUUGUUUGUCACAAUUCUUGCAAAUUGCCAAGUCUCAAAUGCACCAAAUCUUUGGAAAAGAAAUUACGCAACAUUGUCCGAAGAUAUAGCAACACUACAACGUAAAAAAAAUACAAAGCACACGGCAUGCAACUGA
Molecule: messenger RNA, 1266 nt
Organism: Cynara cardunculus var. scolymus (artichoke)
Lineage: Eukaryota; Viridiplantae; Streptophyta; Magnoliopsida; Asterales; Asteraceae
Exons: 2
Coding region: 1-1266 (421 amino acids)
Source: RefSeq, a predicted model, not a curated record